AGAUGAUGUGCUUCAGUGACUAUCCGAUCCCAGAUCAUUAUCCCAACUUCAUGCAUAAUGCCCAGGUCCUGGAGUAUUUCAGGAUGUAUGCCAAAGAAUUUGACCUUCUAAAGUAUAUUCGAUUUAAGACAAGAGUCUUGCUCUGUUGCCCAGGCUGGAGUACAGUGACACGAUCUCGGCUCACUGCAACCUCCACCUCCCAAGUUCAAGCAAUUCUCCCGCCUCAGCCUCCCGAGUAGCUGGGAUUACAAGCAUGUGCCACCACACCCACUAAUUUUUGUAUUUGUAGUAGAGACGGGUUUUCGCCAUGUUGGCCAGGUGAGUUUUGAACUCCUGACCUCAGGUGAUCCACCUGGCUCAGCCUCCCAAAGUGCUGGGAUUACAUGCGUGAGCCACUGCACCCCGCCAGGGGUGAUGUCUCUAUUAGUCCAUGAAGACAUUAUGGUCAUGGGCCCUUAGAAGCACAUAGUGUUUCCUUAACCUAAGUAGGGUAACCCAUAUUUAUUAUUUUUUAUAAAGCUAAAAAUCAUAACACUAUCCUGUUUCACAGCCUCUUUCUUUAUAGUUCCUUGUAAAAUGGGUAUUUAUGGGAGCCGAAGGGAGAUUCACUUAUAUAAAAUGAGAGCCACUGAGGUGUUUUUCUAUCCUACCAGGAAAAGGAGCCCUAUAGCUCAGUCACUUAUUUAAAGGUAGCCAGGAGAAGAGAACCUAGGGUAAGAAGACAUCAGAAGGUCUCAGGACAUAUAGGGGUCAGAAGAAGAAUAGGCAUUUAGUGCAUGGAGUGUCAUAAAAGCUCAGGAGAAGCCCAGGCUUUACUCAGGUGUUACAGUGCCUUAGGACCUGGACCAAGAGACCUAGUGACUUGCACUUUUCUAGAAGAGGAGGGUACAUUAGACUGCCAACACUAUGUUAUUUUUUUCUGUCUUGUCGAAGUUUUCUCAUUCUGACCACAGCCCAAAACAGUUCUUAUUUGUGGAGUAUGAAAAUCAAAUAUCCCUGCAUGGGUCCUAUUAUGUGAUAGUGCCUGUGAUAUCAGCCCUUUGUGUAACACUAUGCAGGGAGAGUCAUGUCAGGGAUGUCCCCUGUGGUUAUCACUUUUCUUUUCAGACCACUGUGUGCAGUGUGAAGAAGCAGCCUGAUUUUUCAACUUCAGGCCAAUGGGAAGUGGUCACUGAAUCUGAAGGGAAAAAGGAGAUGAAUGUCUUUGAUGGAGUCAUGGUUUGCACUGGCCAUCACACCAAUGCUCAUCUACCUCUGGAAAGCUUCCCUGGAAUUGAGAAGUUCAAAGGGCAGUACUUCCACAGUCGAGACUAUAAGCACCCAGAGGGAUUCACUGGAAAGAGAGUCAUUAUAAUUGGCAUUGGGAAUUCUGGAGGGGAUCUGGCUGUAGAGAUUAGCCAAACAGCCAAGCAGGUUUUCCUCAGCACCAGGAGAGGGGCUUGGAUCCUGAAUCGUGUAGGGGACUACGGAUAUCCUUUUGAUGUGUUGUUCUCUUCUCGACUUACGCAUUUUAUGUGGAAGAUCUGUGGCCAAUCAUUAGCAAACAAAUAUUUGGAAAAAAAGAUAAACCAAAGGUUUGACCAUGAAAUGUUUGGCCUGAAGCCUAAACACAGAGCUCUGAGUCAGCAUCCAACCGUAAAUGAUGACCUGCCAAAUCGUAUCAUUUCUGGCUUGGUGAAAGUGAAAGGAAAUGUGAAGGAAUUCAUGGAGACAGCUGCCAUAUUUGAGGAUGGCUCCAGGGAGGAUGACAUUGAUGCUGUUAUCUUUGCCACAGGCUAUAGCUUUGCCUUUCCAUUUCUGGAAGAUUCCGUCAAAGUGGUCAAAAACAAGAUAUCCCUGUAUAAAAAGGUCUUCCCUCCUAACCUGGAAAGGCCAACUCUUGCAAUCAUAGGCUUGAUUCAGCCCUUAGGAGCCAUUAUGCCCAUUUCAGAGCUCCAAGGACGCUGGGCCACUCAGGUAUUUAAAGGGCUAAAGACAUUGCCCUCACAGAGUGAAAUGAUGGCAGAAAUAUCUAAAGCUCAAGAGGAAAUUGACAAAAGGUAUGUGGAGAGCCAACGCCAUACCAUUCAGGGAGACUACAUAGAUACCAUGGAAGAGCUUGCUGAUUUGGUGGGGGUCAGGCCCAAUCUGCUGUCUCUGGCCUUCACUGACCCCAAGCUGGCAUUACACUUAUUACUGGGACCCUGCACUCCAAUCCAGUAUCGUGUACAGGGCCCUGGAAAGUGGGAUGGGGCUCGAAAAGCUAUCCUCACCACAGAUGAUCGCAUCAGGAAGCCUCUGAUGACAAGAGUAGUUGAAAGGAGUAGUUCUAUGACUUCAACAAUGACAAUAGGCAAGCUUAUGCUAGCUCUUGCCUUCUUUGCUAUAAUUAUAGCUUAUUUCUAGUUGUCCUAUUGUCACUGCCCUGUUUUUCAUUGGGAAGCUUAUCUACAGAUGCCUUCAGAAUCUGAUGAGAUUGACUCUCAGUUUCAUAUUGCCCAGAAAUCUACUUUAAUGUCUCUUUCGAAAGCAUUAAUUCACUUUCCUUUUUCCUACAAUGAAACCUGUUUUUCAUUUGUAUUAACUCAUCUCCCUUCCACUCAUGAUCCAUCACUCUUCCUUGUGGUAAUCCCCAGACUGGGAGCUCAGGUACUCUUUUAGUCAUCUUUGUAUGUCUCUAGCAGAGUUCUUGACAUGUGGUAGGUGCUUAAUAAAUGUUUGUUGUUUAUCAAAUUUUAUGGUAGGGAGAGUAAGUCAGCAUCUGUAUAAAAUCACUUACUCCACGUAACUCUUCUUCUGAUAGGGUUUGAUUUUCUAUUAGAAGCUGAAUUUUAGUUUUUUUCAUAUUAUAACUAAAUAUGUUUCCUGAGAGGUAAGAGAAAUAAUGUUCUUACAAUAGUUGUAUGUAUCUAAGAUAAGACAUAUAGAUGCUUAAGACAUUUUGUUUCACUUGCUAUUCACUAGUGUACUUGAAACAUGGUCAUUUUUAGCCCUUUUCCUUAGGAACCAUGUCUUUAUUUUCUCAACAAAGAAAUUACUUUCAACUUUCUAGGCUCACAGUCAUUCAGAUCAUCUACCAUCUGCCAAUGAGAUCAACUUGGUUGAGAAUUUUGGGAUUUUAAAUUAGCUGUCCUACCUUUUUAAAUCUCUUUGUUCCCAUAUUAGGAUCCAACAAAACUUUAUCUUAGCAAAUAUGAUAAGUAGCUUCCAACUGUUGUAGUGUGGUCUAUAAGUGUGAUUUGAUUCAUCUUCCCCCACUCUAAUUUUCUCCCCUUUUCUCCUCCCUUACAUGGAGUCUAAGUAGUAAGUAUUCGAACAAGUCAUUUAUGUAUUAAAUUAGAAUUGAUAUUAACUAAAUGUAGGAACAUUCUGCUUAUACCAGUUUUUCUCAUGUCAUAAAGUGUAGUUCUGAAAAACAGAGCAAAUGAAAUGCAAAGCAGGGACUUGGGUUUACAUCCCAGUGCCACUGAUGAUUCUGUUUUCUCAUCUGUGGAAGUUUCACUGUUCUUGUUUCAUGGAGAAAUUAACUAAGUGUCAGCUGUCAGGCACACUGAACUCAAGUGAUGUUCAUUAAUAGCUGUUGUACAGUAUGUUUGUAUUUGGAUUCCUGCUUAUUACUUAACAACAGGAUAAACCUGAACAACGGAAAAGAACAACAUUAGAGAGUAUUAUCUUUCCAAAUACAAACACCUGUAAGAGAACCAGAAAUGUGAGAACUACAACUUCUUCUUAUGUAAACAUUUGAACAAUUGCCGGCCCUUUCACCGAAUUUACCUGUGGAAUGCCUUUUGAGAGUUAGAGAACUGAGAACUGGUAUUACUUUUCAGGUCUUUUGCUUUCCCUAAUCCUUGUGAUACUGGAGAUUUAUCAUCUAUUAAAAUGGACCUAGUAUUUUUAAAUCUGCAGAUCAAAAGCAAAUUGAAUGUCUCUUGCUUCCUUUUAAUUUCUUUUAACAUAUAAAUUUGUUUCUCUUUUAGCAUGUAAAUUUGUUGAAUUAACAGCCCUUUGAUAAUAUAAUUCCUAGUUAUCAGCAAUAAGUACACCAGUUUGUUUUUUAAAUUAGGAGUAUGUAAUUCGAAAUUAAUUGAUUCUCUCAUUGUACAUAUUAUAUGUAAGGUUACAAAAAAAAUCAUUGGUUAAUGAUUCUUUAGCUCAACCAAGCUAAAAGUAAGAUGUGAACAGGAAAUUGAACUCAAAACAACUUAAGAUACAAAGCUCUUGUUACUGAUACUGUCUAAUAAUAUUCAUCAAUUUACCAUAUCUUGCUCUUAUAUUAAAAUGUUCUAUCAUUUUCCUAAUUAUUUUAAAGUCGAUUACGAAAAAAUACAUAUAUUUUUGUAGUGCCAGAAAAUAAGGAAGUGCUCAAAAAGCAAACUCAAUGGCAUAUGUCAAAGGGACACAAGAGCCAUCUCAAAGUUGUCCCAAUGGCCAAAGCUAGAAUAAUUUGAGCAAUAAAAUAACCUAGUAUUGAAUUAUAACAUAAAAUAUGAAAAAUGCCCAUGAGUCCAUGCUGAUAUAAAUAAAUGAUUGAAUACAUUAAUAAAUGGGGUAGAAAAGAUGAAUCUCCCAUGAAGAAGAAUUCCAAAUAACUUAUGAACUCUGCCUUCAAGGAUAUGGAGCAGAACUUCCUACUUCUCCAGUGUGAGCUGAAUAGUGACUUCCUUCCAAAAAUUACAUAUGAAAAGGAGGAAAAUAACUUUGUAGUGGAGAAAUCUGAUAAACACUAUCUCAGCUAGGUUAUCAAGAUUAACACUAACAGUAAUAAGUCACAUUGAUAGUAUGUACCUUUGAGAUGAAGUGAUGAGAAGGCCACUUUACCUCUGUGUUGUAUUCCUCUCAAAAACCAUCAUGCAGUCUAACCAUGAGAAAAACAUCAGACAAACCCAAGUUGAAGAAUAUUCUACAAAUACCUGACUACCUCAAAACUGUCAAGAUCAUCAACAAAGAAAGUCUGAGAAAUUGUCCCGGAAUAAAGGGGCCUAAGGAGACGUGACAUCUAAAUGUAAUGUAGUAUCCUGGAUGGGCUCCUGUAACAGAAAAAGAACUUUAAGCAAAAAUUAAGGGAAUAUUAAUAAAGUAUGCAUUUUGGUUAAUAAUGUAUCAAUAUUGGUUUAUUAGUUGUGACAAAUGUACCAGAGGAAUGUAAAAUGUCAACAAUAAAGGAAAUUGGAUGUGGGGUAUAUGAGAAUGCUGUACUAUUUUUGCAACUUUUCUUAAAUCUAAAACUCUUAUAAAAUUUAAAAAUAAAAAGAAAUGUGGAGUUAUUAUUAUUA
This is a messenger RNA of Symphalangus syndactylus (siamang), 5252 nucleotides long. It is a transcript of the gene FMO5, whose product is annotated as flavin containing dimethylaniline monoxygenase 5. Gene Ontology annotation, molecular function: flavin adenine dinucleotide binding; NADP binding; N,N-dimethylaniline monooxygenase activity. Lineage: Eukaryota; Metazoa; Chordata; Mammalia; Primates; Hylobatidae. The record is from RefSeq and is a predicted model, not a curated record.